Messenger RNA from Athene cunicularia (burrowing owl), 6867 nucleotides. RefSeq names its product obscurin like 1 (gene OBSL1). The transcript has 25 exons. The record is from RefSeq and is a predicted model, not a curated record. Gene Ontology annotation, molecular function: protein binding. Lineage: Eukaryota; Metazoa; Chordata; Aves; Strigiformes; Strigidae. The coding region runs from base 1 to 6792 and encodes 2263 amino acids.
AUGGAGGGAUUUAGGGGAGCCCCCAGGUUCCUGGCCUACCCACGUGCCUUCACAGUGCAAAGUGGCACUGACGCAGUCCUAAGCUGCCAGAUCACGGGUGACCCCCAGCCAAGCAUCAUCUGGGAGAAGGACAAGACCCCGAUCGAGCCCUCAGGCCGCUUCCACAUGGAGGCCAAGGGGGACCUGUACAGCCUGCUGGUGUCCCACACCACCCCCCAGGACAGUGGGCUCUACAUCUGCAAGGCCAAGAACAGUGUUGGUGAGACCUAUGCUGCCGCCACACUCAAGGUGGAGGCAGGGAAGCCCCAAGAGGAGGAGAGAUGCUCAGGCAGUGAAGCACCUUCCUUCCUCGUUGCCCCCUCAUCCACACGGGUGUGCCGGGGGGAGGAUGUGAUGUUUGCCUGCAGAGUGUCUGGGCAGCCCUGCCCGGUGCUGGAGUGGGAGAAGGAUGGGCACAAGCUCUCUGAUCUCUUUGAGAGCAGCCACUUUGCAGUGGGACAGGAGCCAGAGGACUGGCACUUCCUGAAGCUCUUUGGUGCUCGGCCCCCCGACGGGGGGGUGUAUGUGUGCCGGGCACGCAGUGGCUCCCGGGAGGCCCUGGCUGCUGCCGUGCUUCUGGUUGAAUCCCGGGCAUCAUUGGAUGGGCUCCCCAAUGGUUCUCCUGCUGAUGGCCCUGAGCCGCCCUCGGAGAGGCAGCAGCGGCGGCGGCACACAGCAGAACGGCGUGCAGGACCAGAGACCUGGGUGCCCAAUGGCGUGGUGCCGGCCGGGGUGCCAGGGGCCAAGGCAUUUGCCGUGAGCGUGGGGAAGCAUGCCAAGUUUCGCUGCUAUGUUACCGGCAAGCCCAAGCCAGAAAUUGUCUGGCAGAAGGACGGUGAGCCCCUCGCCCCUGGCCGCAGGCACCUUGUCUACGAGGACCGGGAGGGCUACUUCAUCCUCAAGGUACUGUACUGCAAACCCCAGGACCAGGGGCUGUAUGUCUGCACUGCAUCCAACACUGCCGGCCAGACCCUCAGCGCAGUGCAGCUCCACGUGAAAGAGCACCGGCUGCAGUUCCAGGUGCAGCUGGCAGAUGUGGAGGUGGCAGAGCAGGAGGAUGCCGUUCUGGAGUGCCAGGUGCCGCUGGAGACCAUCCCCACCGCCUGGUACCUGGAGGACAGGGAGCUGCAGCCCAGCCACAAGUACGUGAUGGAGGAGCGAGGCGUGGUGCGGCGCCUGACCAUCCGUGAUGCCCGCACUGAUGACGACGGCAUCUACCUCUGCCAGAUGAAGGACAAGGGGCGCAGCAUCGCUGAGUUGUCUGUCCGAGGGAUGAUCGUGAAGCGGCUGCCACGGAAGCUGGAUGUGAUGGAGGGGGAGAAUGCAGUUUUCUGUGUGGAGACACGGGAGGCAGUGGAGGGGACCUGCUGGAGCCGGGAUGGGCUGCAGCUGCGGGAGUCACCCCACACUGUGCUGAAGAGUUUUGGCAGGACACAUCUCCUGGUGCUGGUGCAUGUCACCCGCCAGGACGUGGGCAUCAUCUCCUUCACUGUUGGGGAGUCGCAGACGUCCUCCCAGCUCCGAGUCAAGUGUGUGAAGCGUGACCCUCCAAGCACACCGGUGGCAGCCGAGAUGAGUGUGGCUGAGAGCAACGCAGCCCUGCUGGCCUGGUGCCCUGCGCCCGACGCCCACCUCCGCCCCCCCAGCCGCUACCUGCUGGAGCGGCGGGAGGUGGCGGGGGGUGAGUGGGUGCAGUGCCUCGCCACCGACCUGCCUGGCCGCAUGCGGGUGCUGGGUGACAGCGUGCCCCGCGAGGCUGACUACUGCUUCCGUGUCUGCGCCACCAACGAACACGGCAGGAGCAGCCCCGUGGAGUUCCCUGGCUCCGUGCAUCUCGCCCCGGCAGCUCACCUGGAGAGGGGUCUGCAGGAUGUGCGGGUGCAGGACGGUGAGGAUGCUCGGUUUUCCCUGGAGCUGUCGGCCAUGGUGAAUGGCACUUGGUUCCUCGAUGGUACCAGGCUGGGCGAGGAGGAGGAGGCAUGUGGCCGGUGCAGCGUGCGGCACCAUGGGAUGGAGCACUCACUGCUGAUCCGGGGAGCACGGGUGGCUGACAGUGGCGCCCAGGUUACCUUUGUGUCUGGUGAGGUGCGAGACUCAGCCACGCUGCACGUACAAGCCCCACAGGUCCAUAUUGCUCCAGUGCCCGAGGCUGAGCGGCUCCGGGAGUUGCCGGCAGGGUUGCCCAUGCUGCUGGAGUGCCAGGUGUCCCCCCCAGGUGCCCCUGUCCGCUGGCUGAAAGAUGGCGAGGCCGUGCCCCUGGAUGACGUUAUUGCAGUGCAGGCAGAGGGCUGUGUGCGGAGGCUGCUCCUCCGCUCAGCGGGUCCCCUGGACACUGGCGUGUACACCUGUGAUGCUGGGGAUGAUGCCGUGAGCUUUGUGGUGACAGUGACCGAGGCACCGGUGAGGAUCGUCAGCUCCAAUGAGGAGGCCCCCCACACCUACAUGGUUGGGCAGCGUGUGGAGCUGUGGUGCCAGCUGUCUCGCCCAGCAGUCCCGGUGCACUGGUACAAGGAUGGGGAGGAGGUGGAGGUUGGAGAGAGCCUGGUGCUGGAGCAGGAAGGGCCACGGCACCGGCUGGUGCUGCCCUGCGCCCGGCCACAGGACACAGGAGAAUUCGUCUGCGAUGCUGGUGGGGACUCUGUGUUCUACACCAUCACUGUGGCAGAGGCACCGGUGAGGAUCGUCAGCUCCAAUGAGGAGGCCCCCCACGCCUACAUGGUCGGGCAGCGCGUGGAGCUGUGGUGCCAGCUGUCUCGCCCGGCAGCCCCGGUGCACUGGUACAAGGAUGGGGAGGAGGUGGAGGUUGGAGAGAGCCUGGUGCUGGAGCAGGAAGGGCCACGGCACCGGCUGGUGCUGCCCUGUGCCCAGCUGCAGGAUGAGGGGGAGUUCGUCUGCGAUGUCGGCGGGGACUCUGCUUUCUACACCAUCACUGUGGCAGAGGCGCCGGUGAGAAUCGUCAGCUCCAAUGAGGAGGCCCCUCACACCUAUGUGGCCGGGCAGCGCGUGGAGCUGUGGUGCCAGCUAUCCCGCCCGGCGGCCCCGGUGCACUGGUACAAGGACGGGGAGGAGGUGGAGGCAGGAGAGAGCCUGGUGCUGGAGCAGGAAGGGCCAUGGCACCAGCUGGUGCUACCCUGUGCCCAGCCGCAGGACGCAGGGGAGUUCGUCUGCAAUGCCGGGGAUGUGUCUGUCUCCUACCACAUCUCGGUGGCAGAACCGCCAGUGAGGAUCCUGCACCCUGCACAGCGCUCGCUGGAGCUGCCAGUGCAGGUGCCAGGGCGCGUGGAACUGCGGUGCAAGCUGUCUGUGCCGGAUGCACCCGUGCGCUGGUUCAAGGAUGGGCUGGAAGUGGAUGAGACUGACAACCUGCUGCUGCUGGCAGAGGGGCCCUGGCGCUGCCUCCUCAUCCCCAGGAGCAGCGCAGAAGAUGAGGGCGAGUACAUCUGUGAGAGCAAGGAUGAGGCUGUCUCCUUCGAUGUCAAGGUGUCAGAGCCACCGGUGAGGAUCCUGCAGCCCCGCAGACCUCUCCCUGUAGUGACAGUGUCCCCGGGGGAGACAGUGAUGCUGGACUGUGAGCUGUCCCGUGCAGAUGCUCCAGUGUUCUGGGCCAAAGAGGGCACCAAGCUGGAGGCUGGGGGCAGCCUGGUCCUGGAAGAGGAGGGUGCCCACCGCCGCCUGGUCAUCCCCACGGCCCAAGCUGAGCACUCGGGAAAAUACAUCUGCACUGCUGCCGAUGACACAGUGACCUUCACUGUCCAAGUGUCAGAUCCACUGGUCAGGAUCCUGGAGAGGGACGUCCUGCCGACCCGCCGGCUUUGCCGGGCUAUGGAGGACCUGGUGCUGGAGGUGCACCUCUCACACGCCCACAGGGAGGUGAAGUGGUACAAGGACGGAGAAAAGCUGCAGGACACGGGGCAUGUGCGGCUGGAGGAGGACGGGGCACACCGCUCCCUUGUCGUCCUGGGUGCCACGGGCAGGGACGCAGGGGAGUACCUGUGUGACACUGGUGAUGACAGCAUCGUCUUCUUUGUCACUGUGGAAGUCCCAGAGCCACCGGUGACCAUUGUGGGCAGCACAGGCACUGUGGAGCACCACUGCCUGGUGGCUGGAGAGGACCUGGUGCUGGCUUGUGAGCUCUCCCGGCCUGAUGCCACCGUGCGCUGGCUCCGGGAUGGCCAGGAGGUGCAGCCGGGUGAGCGGGUGCAGGUCAAGGCCUGCGGGGUGCUGCGGCAGCUCACCGUCUGUGGGGUGCAGCCCAGUGACGCAGGGUGCUACGUCUGCGAUGCUGCCAGUGACUGCAUGGUGACAAGCGUGGAAGUGUUGGCCCAGCCUGUGCGCAUUGUCAACAAGGAGGAAGCACAAAGCCCGCUGGAGGUGCUGGAGGGGGACAGUGUGACACUGGUGGCCCGGCUGUCCCCAGAGACAGCAGCAGUGCAGUGGCAGAAGGAUGGACAGAUGCUGUGCUCGGGUGGCCGGCUGCUAGUGUGCAGCGAGGGCCCCACACGAAGCCUCACCAUCAAGCAAGCAGAGCUGGGCGACGGUGGCAUCUUCCUUUGUGAUGCUGGUGAUGACGAGGUGCAUUUCAUGCUGCACGUGAAAGAGGCACCUGUACUGUUCGUGAACAAACGGGAGGAGCAGGAGAAGCUGCUGGUGCUGGAGGGUGGCAGUGCUGUGCUCUCCGCUGUUGCCUCCACGGACCGAGCCAACAUCACCUGGCUGGGCCCGCAGCGGGCAGCGGUGGCCGGGGAGCGCUGUGAGCUGCGGCAGGACGGCCGCGUGCACAGCCUCAUUCUUCACAACGUGGCCAAGGAGGACGCCGGCACCUACACCUGCCUCUCCCCCGAAGACCAGAUGCAGUUUGACUUGAGCGUCCGAGAGCUGCGGGUGAAGUUCCUGCGCGGGCUGUCAGACGUGCGAGUGCAGCAGGGCGAGCGGGCGGUGCUGUGGUGUGAGCUCUGCAAGGCGCGGGGCGACGUGGUGUGGCGGAAGGAUGGACGGGCGCUGGCACCCGGCCCUCGCCGGCAGAUGAUGGCAGAGGGGCGAGAGCGUUCACUGGUGCUGAGCCGCGUACAGCCUGAGGAUGCCGGCGAGUACUGCUGCGAGUCCAAUGAUGACCAGACACUGGCAACACUGACAGUGCAGGUCCCCAGGGUGGUGGAGAUCAUCACAGAGCUGCAGAGCCUGACAGUGCUGGAAGGGGAGGAUGCCACCUUCAAGUGCCUGGUGUCCCCUGAGGAUGUGGCCAUGAUCUGGCAGCUGAAUGGCCAGCCCAUGGUCCCCAGCAAGCGGCUGCUGGUGACAAGGAGUGGGCUGUGCCACAGCCUUACCCUCCGGCAGUGCCAGCCAGGUGAUGCAGGCACUGUGACAGCCAAUGCCGAGGGGCUGGUGAGCACAGCCCGGCUGAGUGUGCAAGAGGCGCAGGUGCUGUUCGUGCGGAAGCUGCGGGACAAGGUGGCAGAGGAGCAGGGGGAUGUGUGCCUGGAGGUGGAGGUGAGCCACGAGGCCGCCGAGGUGCAGUGGCUGAAGCAGGGCAUCCUCCUCCAGCCGGGCAGCAAGUACCAGCUGCAGGAGUUGGGGUGUCGGCGCACCCUCACCAUCCGCUGCCUCGGCCCUGCUGACCAUGGCACCUACCGCUGCGAGACCCUGCACGACCGCACGCAGGCCAAACUCUGCGUGGAGCCCCGGAAGGUGUCAAUCCAGAUGCCACUGGCAGAUGUGGAGACCUUCGAGAAGGAGACAGCCACCUUCCACCUGGAGCUGUCUCACCCUGGUGUGCCCGGGGUCUGGACGCGGGACGGCAUCCGAGUGAAGCCCAGCAGCACGUGCCGGAUCAGCACUAUGGGCUGUGGGCACAGCCUGACACUGGAGGGGCUGUCACUGGAGGACUCGGGCACCGUCACCUUCACUGCUGACACCCUGCGCUGCAGCGCCCGCCUGCUUGUGCGGGAGCCUCCAGUCACUAUGGUGAGGGUCCCACGAGACCUGGGGGUCCCAGAGACAGGGGUUGCCAGCUUCGAGUGUGAGCUGUCUCGCUCCAGCGCGCAGGUGAAGUGGUUCAAGGAUGGGCAGGAGCUGCGGCCGGGACCCAACUGCCGCAUCUACUCAGCGGGUCGGCGCCGCGUCCUGCAGCUGAGCCGCUGUGAGACGGCUGACGCUGGCAUCUACACCUGUGAUGCGGGCGACUGCCGGGCCUCCGCCAUGCUCCAUGUCAAGGAGCGUCAGGUCCGCAUCGUGCAGGACCUGCAGGACACCCAGGUACAGGAGGGUGACAACGCCAUCUUCACCUGUGAGGCAUCACAUGGGGAUGUGAAGGGCGAGUGGUUCCGGGACGGGGAGAAAAUUAAGGUCUCCAGCACGGUGAAGAUACGGCAAGAAGGGACCCGGCAUUUCCUGCUGCUCUGUGGCGUGCACCCCAAGGACGCGGGACUCAUUUGCUUCGCAGCUGGGGCGGCUGUCUCAGAGGCCAGCCUGCGGGUGGAAGCACUGCCCAUCCGCAUUGUGAAGCCGCUGCGGGAUAAGACGGUGCUGGCACGGCACAAGGCGACGCUGGAGUGCACCGUGUCCCAUGCCCGGGGCCGGGUGCGCUGGCUCCGCGGGGACACCGAGAUAUUUGCCAGUGACAAGUACGAGAUCUGCAAUCUGGACUGCUACCGCACACUCAUCAUCCACCGCGUGGGCCCCGAGGACGAGGACUCCUACACCUGCGACGCCUUCGAUGACCGCUCCACCGCCCGGCUCCUCGUGGAGGGGAGCUAGGAGCCAGGAUGCACACAGACAGACGGCUGCUGCUGCUGGAAUACGGGGACAUGCUUCCCCUGGGAUGUACGGACA